Messenger RNA from Akanthomyces muscarius, 1650 nucleotides. RefSeq lists its product as uncharacterized. Gene Ontology annotation, molecular function: spermidine transmembrane transporter activity; spermine transmembrane transporter activity. Gene Ontology annotation, biological process: spermine transport; spermidine transport; transmembrane transport. Bases 1 to 1650 code for a protein of 549 amino acids. The record is from RefSeq and is a predicted model, not a curated record. The transcript has a single exon. Lineage: Eukaryota; Fungi; Ascomycota; Sordariomycetes; Hypocreales; Cordycipitaceae.
AUGCCGGAGAUGACACAGAUAUCUUCCGGGAAGGACAGCCCCCCGACCUUGACGCUCACGGCCGAGCAACGGCGCACCAGCACGCUACCACCACCAGACGCUCCGUGUCCCGUCACUUCUCCUGUCGCUAUUGUAGCAGAGAAGAUGACACAGCGUCCACUACCCUCUCAAGAGGUGCCCGAGAAUGAAGCCACGCAGUACGACGAGGAGGUCCGUCGCGGCAUGGCCGCCAUGAAUGCCGCUUUCGACUGGACGGGCCCGUCCGAUCCCGACAACCCACGCAACUUCCCCCUCGCCUUCCGCGUGUGCUCGGCCGCGGCCCUCACGCUCCUGGCCAUGGUCGCCACCGUCGUCGGCGCCAUGUACGCGCCCGCGCAGGACGCCGUCGCCUCGGCGCUGCACACCUCGCGGCAGGUCGCAGUGCUGCCGCUGUCGCUGUACAACCUAGGCCUCGCGUGCGGGCCGCUCGUUGGCGCGCCGCUGUCCGAGACAUACGGCCGGCGCGCGGUGGUGCUCGGCACGGCGCCCGUCUUCAUGCUGCUCGUGCUCGGCGCCGCGCUGAGCGCCUCGGCGGGCGGGCUGAUUGCCUGCCGCUUCUUCGCGGGCGUCUUUGCGGCGCCGCUGAUCAACAAUGCGCCGGCGACGAUGCUGGACUUUACGCCGACGCGGUACCGCGGCGUGGUGCUGGGGAUAUACUACACGGUGCCGUCGUUUGGCGCCUCGCUCGGCCCGCUGAUCGGGGGCUUCCUGGUGCAUACGCGCGGAGGGUGGCGCUGGACGCAGUGGGCGGCGCUCAUCCUCGCGGCCGUGUUUUAUCUGCCCGUGCUGCUGUGCACGCGCGAGACGUAUAAGAAGAUUAUACUGAGGCGGCGGGCGGUGCGGCUCGGCCUGCAGGACUCGGCGUCGCAGCGCACGUCCCCCGGGCGCGCGUUUCGGUACUUUGCGACGACGCUGGUGCAGAGGCCGCUGCACAUGCUAUUCACGGAGCCGAUUGUCGCGCUUGUGAGCGUGUACUGCGGCUUCCUCUUCGCGCUGCUGUACACCUUUGUCGUGGCGGUGCCGUGGAUCAUCCACCACUACUACGGCUUCGAGGAGCCGCGGGCAUCGCUCGUGUUCCUGGGGCUCAUUGUCGGCACGCUGGCCGCGGCGGUGCCCCUCGUGGGCAUCGACGUGUGGUACUACCAGCCGCGGCUGCGGCGCUGGCAGGCCGAGCAUCAAGACGAAGAAGCGCUGCUGCUGCCGUCGGAGCAUCGUCUCGUCGGCGCGCUGGCCGGCAGCUUCCUGCUCCCGGCGUGCCUCUUUGCGAGCGCGUGGACGGCGGAGCGGCGCGCGCACUGGAUGGUACCGGUCGCGCUGCAGGGCUGCGUCAUGCUCGCGUCCAUUCUCGUCUACAGCAGCGCGAGCCUGUUCAUGCUGGACUCGUACGGGCCGCUGUACGGGGCGUCGGCGUCGGGCGCCAUGAUGAUGAGCCGCUACGUGCUGUCGGCGGCGUUUCCGCUGUUUGCGCUGCAGAUGUACGAGGCGCUGGGCGUCGGGUGGGCGACGACGCUGCUGGGCUGCGUGACGCUGGCCAUGGCGCCGAUCCCGUGGUGCUUCUGGAUCUAUGGCGAGCGGAUCCGCAAACGCAGUCGCUACGAGACGAGUGCAUGA